This is a messenger RNA of Nipponia nippon (crested ibis), 1873 nucleotides long. Lineage: Eukaryota; Metazoa; Chordata; Aves; Pelecaniformes; Threskiornithidae. The record is from RefSeq and is a predicted model, not a curated record.
AUGUCGGGCAAAACGGACCGUUUCCUUGUAACUGCAGAUGAGGGGAUCCUGCACGCUUCUGGAAAUGGUGUGCCUCCAGCAGCAAAGGAUUACUGCAUAAUUUACAAUUCUAAUUGGGUAUCUCUUCCAAAGAGCCUGGACAAUGCUACUUUCAGGACUCUGGAAAACCUGACUUCUACAGUACUCUGCAAUUCUUCUGAAGUUCCUUCUGGCCUAAUGAAGGACAAAGCAGUUGUAGUGAUGAGAGGAAACUGCACUUUUUUGGAGAAAGCAAGAAUUGCACAAAGUUUGGGUGCUAAAAUGCUGUUGAUUGCCAGUAAACCUAGGCUGUCUCCUCUGUCAGAUAACAAGACUGAUUUUGAAGAUGUGACUCUUCCAGUUGCUCUUAUAAGAUAUAAUGACAUAGUAGAUAUGCAGUUGACACUUGGAAAUGAAGUUAAUGUGACUCUGUAUUCACCACCUUUGCCAGAGUUUGAUUGCAGUAUGGUUGUCAUCUUCCUAAUUGCUGUUUUUACGGUGGCACUAGGAGGCUACUGGAGCGGAGUAGCAGAACUUGAGAAUUUGAAAGCAAUAGCGAGUCCUGGGGAGAGAGAAACAAGACGGAAGAAGGAAGAAAAUGUUACUUUCACCCCUGUAACAGUUAUCUUGUUUGUUGUCAUCUGUUGUGUCAUGCUGGUCUUACUUUAUUUCUUCUACAAAUGGCUAGUGUAUGUUAUAAUAUCAGUCUUCUGCUUGGCAUCUGCAAUGAGUCUAUACAACUGUCUUGCAGCAUUAAUAGGAGAAAUACCAUUUGGGCAGUGCAGGAUUGCAUGUUGCAACAAAAACAUUGAAGUGAGGCUUAUUUUUCUUGCUGUAUUCUGCAUAGCAGCAGCUGUUGUCUGGGCAGUGUUCCGAAAUGAAGAUAGGUGGGCUUGGAUUUUGCAAGAUAUUUUGGGAGUUGCUUUCUGCCUAAACUUUAUUAAAACACUGAAAAUGCCCAACUUUAAGUCCUGUGUGAUACUUCUAGGCCUUCUUCUUCUAUACGAUGUAUUUUUUGUCUUCAUAACACCAUUUAUCACAAAGAAUGGGGCAAGUAUAAUGGUUGAAGUUGCAGCUGGUCCUUUUGGAAACAGUGAAAAGAAUGAUGGAAACUUGGUGGAAGUGCCUACUGAACGCUCAGCUCCCCAUGAGAAAUUACCUGUGGUUAUUAGAGUGCCUAGACUUGAAUACUCUGCAUCGACACUGUGUGACAUGCCAUUUUCGUUGUUGGGUUUUGGAGACAUUAUUGUCCCAGGGCUUCUGGUUGCCUAUUGUCGAAGAUUUGAUGUUCAAACAGGUUCAUCUUCUGUAUACUACAUUUCCUGUACAAUAGCUUAUGCCAUUGGUAUGGUGCUGACUUUCAUUGUUUUGGCAUUAAUGAAGAUGGGACAACCUGCCCUACUCUAUCUUGUACCAUGUACACUCAUUACUAGCUCGCUUGUUGCUUGGAGGCGCAAAGAGAUGAAGAAGUUUUGGAAAGGAAGCAGUUACCAGGUAUCGGACUCCUCCAGGACGCCUUUGCUACAAGAUGAUGGAACACCUGGAUUAUACAGGAAAUGAAGAAACCACAGCAUCAGCCAGUGAACAGCCUGGAGGACAAUAACAUGCAGGAUCCUGAUUUAAAAUAGUAUUCAAAUUUUCUACAAAGGAAUUAGAGUAAAUUUGGUGAAGUUUUACAACAGAGUAUUUCCUACUCUGUGUAAAAGGGUUUUUUUACUCCCGCACCUAUAUUUUUAUGGAAAAUAUUGUUAAUAACAUAAAAGUAAUCAAAAUAGACUUGCAUUUUUACAGCCAAACCAUAGCUAGUAAAACCGUGCCUUAUUUCAAUUUAAAUAAAAGGAUAUUUUCUAUGCAA